AUGGCGGCGGUUGUUGGUGAAGAUAACAAGCGUAAGAACACUGCAGAAAUGAGUUCGAUGGAUGCCAAAGAAGAUGAAAAUUCGAUUUCAGAUCGAGUCAUUGAAUUAAUGAAUAGAGCUCAACUGGAAACAGAUGCAAAAGAAAAAUUAGUUUAUCUUAAGCAGAUCCAAGAACUGGUUAUCAUGAAAGAUUCCGCUUUACUGGACAGCUUUUUAGAUGAAAUGUUAGCUUUUCAACAUGAAAAGUCUGCUGAUGUUCAAAAAUUUAUUCUUGGAUUUCUUGAAGAAGCAUGCAAAAAGGACGAAUUCCUUUGCAGCAAAGUUGUAUAUCCUUUGGCGUACUUACUGUACGAUCAAGAUAAUGUGCAAGUUACCAAACGAGCAAUUCAAUGUAACCUCAAUCUAUACCGUAUAGCCUUUAAGUUUAUCGCAACUAAGAAAGCGGCCAGUGAUGAUUUAUUGCAUAUAUGGGAGCAAUUUUGUGAUAUGAAAACAUACAUCAUUUCUUUAACCCAACAUGAAAAUACUGGUGUAAGAACAAGUGCUCUAAAAUACUGCGAAAUGAUAGUUCUUACUCAAAGUAUUAAAGGCGGUAUUACUACUUCAACUAAGCCUGAUGAUAUUUCUCUUGAUAUGUUGUCCACUACGCAUCCUAUAAUGGAUUUUAGCAAAUUAAAAGACGAAGCAAAAUCUAUUUUAACCUUUUUAACUGAUUUAACAUUAUCACAUAAGAUAAACCAUACAAAUUUAUUGCCAUGUGUUGGGUCGUUAGCAAUUAUUGCUCGUAUGAGACCAAUGCACUUUGGAAUUAUAAUAGCCUGUCUGGAAUCAUUAAAUGCAAAUUUACCGCCAACUCUUAGCAAAUCUCAAGUUAGCAAUCUGCGAAAACACUUAAAAAUACAAUUUAUGACACUUCUUAAAAAUCCGGUUUCUAUCGAGUACCAGUCGGUAUUAGCGGCUAUUUUAUCAGAUCUUGGUGUCACAGGGAAUGAGGUUGUAAAUCGUGCGAAAUUACGUAUCAAACUGAAUUCUCUUUAUAGUACCGAUCUAGAUAGCGAGCGACCUCCUAAAAAGUUACGGAUAGGAGAGAACAGAACUUCAGACGCAAAAAUUACCGAUAUUAAGAUUGAGUCUGGAUCAAUCGAAAUAAACAGAACUGCAGAAGAAAUAAUUCAAAAGCUAAAUUCGAAUGAAACCGUAGUCAAUCUGGUUUUUGCUAGUAUUCAUCGACUACCUAAUCGGAUGCCCUCAAUAUUUCAAGACUGUCAUACACCUAUCGUAUCUGCUGGAAGUAAAAUUCAAAUAGCUCACUUAGCUAGAUUACUAGCAACUCAAAUGCUUUCUACAGACAAUAGUAAUAUUGAAAGCAGUGAAAGUGACAUGAUGCCUACUUUGAGGGAUGUAAAAUCUGAAUAUCCGCGGUCUAUCAAAAUUGCCGGCUUAAAAGAGAAACAUUCUGAAUCUACGCGAUCUAGGAAAAUUAAGCAGUUUAGCUUAAGUAGUUUGGUAAAUUACAACAUGAAUAUUGGAGAAAAGCAAGCACUGUCUUUGAGUGCUUUUGAAAGAAUGCUGAAAGGCGAAGAAAAUGCUCAUCAUGCUGGUAUGGCACUGGAACGGAUUCAAGUUUUAGUGGGCUUAGCAACUCAGCUGCGAGGCGAAGUGGCAAAUGCUUUCAGAAAUUAUAUAUUUGAAGAUAUCAGAGGUCGCUUUGAACUGGCGUGCACAUGGCUUACGAAAGAGUACUUGCUGUCACUUGCAGCUUCUAGCCAGAGUACUGAAAUCAAAAACGAUAAUGAUGGCUACAGCCAGUGCUUAGCCGAGAUACUGAAAGAAUUAACGGAUAAAUUAGAUAAGGAAGAUAAACUUUUCACCCAUUUCUGUCUUGAGAUACCUCGAUUCACAUCUGUAGCUUAUAAAGUGAUCGAAGAUUAUAGCAAGAAUGAGGGUUCUUCUAAAUUAGGAUUGAGUACUAUGUAUGAAUUAAUACUUCGAAGGCCAGUUACAAAAGCUCCUUUAAUGCAGAAAUUACUAGAUUUAACUGUUUUCGAAAAUGAGCAGCGACGUGCAUUGGAAAAUCUGGAGAUGGUUUUACAAAUCGGCGACAAUCAAUCCAACCAAUGGAGUGAAGAUUCCAUCAAAAUGCAUAUGUCACUAUUCAUGUCACUCUUGCCCAAAAAUCAUGUUAUCAUUCACAAUUUAGCUAAUAUGUACGGAAAAGCAACAUCAAAUGUGAAGCGAGUCAUUUUAAGACAAAUAGAACAUCCUAUUCGCAAUAUUGGAAUGUCUUCACCGGAGCUAUUGAAGUUUUUCGAACAAGUACCUUCUGGUACUGAGACUUUACUAACAAGAAUUUUAUAUAUUUUCACGGAUAAGAGUAUGCCAAGUCAAGAAUUAAUUCGUAAAGUUCGUGAGGCUUACUAUGGGAAGAAAUUAGAUGUUCGUGCAUUGAUUCCCAUCAUAAAUGGUCUGGAAAAGAGUGAAGUCAUUGGAGCUUUACCUAAGUUAAUGAAGCAAUCAGCGAAGGUCGUUAAAGAAGUCAUUACGCGACUUAUAAAUCCAUUCUCAGAUGUAGAAGAAUCUGUCGGUCCUCGGCAGACGAGUCCUUUAACUCCGUCUGAGUUGUUAUUAGCCUUACAUCAAAUAGAGGAUGAUGUUAAGUCGGCUAUCAAAGGUUUUUGUUUAAGUGAGAAAAGUACAUUUACCCAAGAAGUUUUAGCUGGUGUUUUACAGCAAAUGUUAGAACGUACUACUAUCCCGAUUUUGUUCAUGAGGACGAUUACAACGCCACAAUCAUACCCGGUCUUACUACAGCUCCCAGCACAUCAGUUAGAAAGUGUUUUUCAGAUUGCUCCGUCUUUACAACACAAUCUUAGGCAACACAUUAAUCUCCUAACACUAAAUCAGAGAGCGCAUAUACCGCAGUCGCUCUUAUUUACCAUUGAAAAUUACGUAGUAGAGAAUGGGAAAGAAAGCCACGAUAACAAAGAGACUUGA
This is a messenger RNA of Trichoplax adhaerens, 2994 nucleotides long. RefSeq lists its product as uncharacterized. The transcript is spliced from 31 exons. The coding region runs from base 1 to 2994 and encodes 997 amino acids. Gene Ontology annotation, cellular component: mRNA cleavage and polyadenylation specificity factor complex. The record is from RefSeq and is a predicted model, not a curated record. NCBI's taxonomy places the organism in Eukaryota, Metazoa, Placozoa, Uniplacotomia, Trichoplacea, Trichoplacidae.